Molecule: messenger RNA, 1646 nt
Organism: Trametes versicolor FP-101664 SS1
Lineage: Eukaryota; Fungi; Basidiomycota; Agaricomycetes; Polyporales; Polyporaceae
Product: peptidyl-Lys metalloendopeptidase
Exons: 6
Coding region: 529-1584 (351 amino acids)
Molecular function (GO): metalloendopeptidase activity
Source: RefSeq, a predicted model, not a curated record
CUGCGCGGCUCGUGCUUCGUCCUGAAUACACCGUGAUUGACACAGAGAGCAUGUGCAUCCGAGACCCAGCCAUGUCCGGCCAGCCUUGCUCGACUUCGGGCACGUCAACGCCUGCUGGAUAGCACCCUCAGGUUCCUCGAUGCAGUACCACGGAGGUACUCUUUCAUUCUACAGGUCCCGUCUCUUCGGCCCUUCUCUGUGUCUGAGGGCGCAGCUCAAACUUCUGGUCUGGACGGUCGCCCGAUCCUACGGAGGACUGCCUGCUCGAUCUCCGUUGCUAACUGGUAUACGAAUUCUCCUGCCAAGCGGCGUUGAGCUCCAUCACGCGUUUCCCGUGUCUUGGCAUCUCCAUUGCUUGUGGACUGCAUGCUUCCGCGUCCCUUAUCCCGAGGCGACAACAUGGUGCUGUCGGCGUUGCCUGCACGAUUGCGUCAGCAUCCCCAACGUUGCCAGUGUAUAAAGCUUAUGCUGCAACAGCACGUCUCUCCAGCCGCCGGCCUUCAUUGAGCACCUCGUCCUCUCGUCGCCAUGUUCUCCUCUGCUCUUCGCACCGCCCUCGUGGCCCUCGCUGCCUCCGCUGUCGCUGUGUCCGCAGAGCGCGGCCUCUCCCUCAAGGUCUCCGGACCCGAGGCGGUCGAUGGCGUCGACAACUUGAAGGUCACCACCACCCUCGUCAACACGGGUGACGAGACCCUCAAGCUGCUGAACGACCCCCGUGGUGCUCUGCACACGCUCCCGGCCAACACCUUCGACAUCGUCGCUGACUCUGGCGCGAGCCCGAGCUUCACUGGUGUCAAGGUGAAGUACGUGCCCUCCGUUGCCGCCAAGGGCACCGACGAGUCGCUGUUCACCGUCCUCGCCCCCGGCGAGUCCGUGUCGGUUGUCCACGAUCUCUCGGCUGCGUACAACUUCACCACCUCCGGUGCCAGCACGUACACCGUCGAGCCGUCGAACCUCUUCCACUUCGUCGACCCGACCACCAGCGAGCCCGUCGAGAUCCGCGCCGACGCUGAGGCACACGUCGCUGCCGUCUCCGGCAAGCUCGCCAUUGCCCGCCGGUCCCAGUUCUCCAAGCGCGAGACCUACGUUGGCUGCUCGACUUCCCAGAAGUCCGCGCUCACCACCGCUGCGCCCAACGCCCUGACCUACGCCACCAACGCGAAGUCGUACUUGACGGCCAACACCGCGGCGACGACGCGCUACACCACCUGGUUCGGCGCGUACACGGCCGCCCGCCACAGCACCGUGCUCAGCCACUUCACGAACCUCGCUGGCAACAGCUACUCGACGUUCACCUACGACUGCACGUGCACCGACUCCGGUGUCUACGCCUUCGUUGACCCCUCCGACUUCGGCUACAUCACCCUCUGCGGUGCGUUCUGGGACGCCCCCGCGACCGGCACGGACUCCAAGGCGGGCACGCUCAUCCACGAGUCGAGCCACUUCACGAAGAACGGCGGCACCGACGACGUCGUGUACGGCCAGUCUGCGGCCAAGUCGCUCGCCAAGAGCAGCCCCGCGCAGGCGAUCACCAACGCCGACAGCCACGAGUACUUCGCGGAGAACAACCCCGCCCAGUCCUAAGUGCUCGAUGGCUGCCCCGCGUUAUAGCGGGAACGUCGUCGGUGUAUUUAUGUAAACAACCC